AAUUUACAAACUGAACGAGUUUCAUUGUCUGGUAACUUUUUGAUAAACAAAGAAAAAGGCGGACGAAGAACAAAGAUCAGCAAAAACAAAAAUAGACUUUUGUUGUAAAUAGUUCCAGAGAAAAUGAAUAUUCGGACAAGGGCACUUAUAUUUUCAACAUUUUUUGGAAGUUGUGUAGCUCUUGGUUUAUUACUCGUAAGCCUCACAACGAAUCACUGGGUUCGAGCUACACCACGUCGUAGUACUGCUCCGGAAUCAAAAGGUGAAGUAAAUUAUGGAUUAUUUUACGGCAAUAUAGAUUUGGAUUCUGGCAUUGGGUUAAGGACUACCUCUGUUAAUGUUUACACAUUAUUACAAACGGAACCUGAUACAAUGAACUUUUGGUUAUGGUUAAUAACUACACUUAGUACCGGAUUUGCUUUGUUGAGUUGUGCAAUUGGUGCAAUUGCAGCAGUCCUCAAAGCGGCUUCUGCAGCAAGAAAACGUCCAAGUAUGGUAUUACUUUUUGCAUCAAAUAUAUCUGCUGCAGUCACACAAGUUGUUGCUUUUAUAACUUGGCUUGUCCAUUUUUAUCAAUAUCUCAUACACAAUGUUCUUACUGUGAAGGAUAUUGAACUUAAGUGGUAUAGUCAUGGCCUUGCAUAUUUAGGUUAUAGUUUCUAUUUAGUGAUCGCAUCAACAUUAGUUGUACUACUUAAUCUUAUAAUAUUACUAUAUGCUAGACGGUCGGAAGUACGCAAUGGGCAUAGACUGGAGCCUCCAAGCGAACAAAAGAAUAUAAGCGCCAUUAUGCUUUACUAGCAAAAUAUAUAUUACUAUAUAAUUUUUAAGGAAAACCUCACGCAUCUCAACAGUAAUUAAUUUCUAAUAAUUAACUGCCUAAAAUCUUAAGGAAAUACUUUAUAGUACUGUUAACUUACGACAUUAUUUUAAGUAUAAACUAUUUACGUAAAAUAUACUCAUUUUGUACUUUCUCAGUGAAUAUAUGUUAGUUAUUCUGUA
Teleopsis dalmanni is the source of this 1002-nucleotide messenger RNA. RefSeq lists its product as uncharacterized. Bases 124 to 801 code for a protein of 225 amino acids. The record is from RefSeq and is a predicted model, not a curated record. The transcript has 4 exons. NCBI's taxonomy places the organism in Eukaryota, Metazoa, Arthropoda, Insecta, Diptera, Diopsidae.